Penicilliopsis zonata CBS 506.65 is the source of this 4368-nucleotide messenger RNA. RefSeq lists its product as hypothetical. Gene Ontology annotation, molecular function: ATP binding; ATP hydrolysis activity; ABC-type transporter activity. Gene Ontology annotation, cellular component: membrane. The transcript is spliced from 15 exons. Bases 1 to 4368 code for a protein of 1455 amino acids. Lineage: Eukaryota; Fungi; Ascomycota; Eurotiomycetes; Eurotiales; Aspergillaceae. Gene Ontology annotation, biological process: transmembrane transport. The record is from RefSeq and is a predicted model, not a curated record.
AUGAACUUUGAGCCAAUACACAGUCGCCCUACUGAUCAAGACGCGAACAAUGAGGCUCCUUCUAGGCCGGACCUUGGAAGACAGUUCACGGACGAUGAGCUUAUGCAAGUUCUUUCUCAACGCCGCAAAAGCACCUCAAGCUCCGGAGAUGGAGGCAAGGAAGACUGGGUGCAAAUCGAGCGGCUGAUUUCUCGCAUGUUCGGUCGAGAGAGAAAGGCUAACUCGGAAGAGGAGAAGACGAGACAUGUCGGCGUUGUCUGGAGAAACCUGACUGUGAAGGGAGUCGGCCUGGGAGCUACUCUACAGCCGACUAACGGCGAUAUAUUGCUCGCGCUUCCCCGAUUGAUCAAGCGUCUGCUCACUCGAGGCAGAAAGGGUUCUGGCGCAGCAAAACACCCGAUUCGGAAUAUUCUUGACGACUUCACAGGAUGCGUUAGACCUGGAGAAAUGUUGCUUGUCCUCGGGCGACCGGGAUCUGGCUGUUCAACUUUCUUAAAAGUGAUAGGGAACCAAAGAUCGGGAUAUGAGGGGAUACAAGGCAAUGUGCUAUAUGGAGGAACCGAUUCCAAAACAAUGGCUGAUAGUUAUCGGUCAGAAGUCCUAUAUAACCCGGAAGAUGACCUCCAUUACGCGACCCUUACUGUUCGAGAUACGCUCCUUUUUGCCCUCAAAACCCGAACACCUGAUCAGGCCUCUCGGAUUCCCGGUGAAAGUCGCAAGGAAUACCAGCAGACCUUCCUCUCGGCAAUCGCUAAGCUGUUCUGGAUCGAACAUGCGCUGGGCACCAAGAUUGGUAAUGAGCUAAUCCGAGGAGUCUCUGGCGGAGAAAAGAAGCGGGUAUCCAUUGGAGAGGCAAUGGUGACCAAGGCUAGCACCCAAUGCUGGGACAACUCUACUCGAGGCCUGGACGCCAGCACGGCCCUGGAAUAUGUCCAAAGUCUGAGAAGUUUGACCAACACGGCCAACGUCUCCACCCUCGUGGCACUGUACCAGGCUUCGGAAAAUUUGUUCAAUCUCUUCGACAAAGUAAUCCUGAUUGAGGAAGGAAAAUGCGCCUAUUUUGGCCGCACGCAAGAUGCAAAACGCUACUUUGAAGGGUUGGGGUUUGAAUGCCCCCCUAGAUGGACCACUCCGGACUUCUUAACUUCCGUCAGCGACCCGCACGCCAGACGAGUGAAGCAAGGCUGGGAGGACCGGAUUCCACGGUCAAGUAGCGACUUCCAACGUGCUUAUCGCAAGAGCGAUUUAUACAAAAAGGCUCUGUCGGAUAUCGAAGACUUUGAACAGGAUAUCCAGUCCCACGAACAAGAGAGGGAGGCUGCCAGGAAGAGCAUGCCAAAGAAGAACUAUACAGUGCCAUUCCACAAACAGGUCUUGAUCCUUACACAUCGGCAGUUCCUCGUCAUGUUUGGCGAUAGGCAAUCGUUGGCAGGGAAAUGGGGGGUCAUUACCUUCCAAGCCCUAAUCAUUGGAAGUUUAUUCUAUAACCUACCCCAGACGAGUUCCGGCGUGUUUACUAGGGGCGGCGUCAUGUUUUUCAUAUUGCUCUUCAACUCUCUCUUGGCCUUGGCAGAACUUACGGCUGCCUUUCACAGCCGGCCUAUCUUAAUGAAGCACAAGAGUUUCUCAUUCUACCGUCCUGCUGCCUAUGCACUAGCCCAGGUCGUGAUUGACGUGCCUCUUGUGUUCAUACAAGUCGUUAUAUUCGAUGUCAUUGUAUACUUCAUGUCUAAUCUCGCUAGGACGCCGUCCCAAUUCUUCAUCAACUUUCUCAUUAUUUUUACACUCACCAUGACAAUGUAUUCCUUCUUCAGAGCGCUCGGAGCUCUCUGUUCAUCUCUUGAUGUUGCAACACGGAUCACUGGUGUGGCUAUCCAGGCCCUCGUUCUACUUCCAGGAUAUUUGAUACCUCCCUGGAAAAUGCACCCCUGGCUGAAAUGGCUGAUUUGGAUCAACCCUGUCCAGUAUUCCUUUGAAGCCUUAAUGGCGAAUGAGUUCUACAAUAUGGACAUACAAUGCGAAACCCCAUAUAUUGUCCCUGCAGGCCCAAGUGCGAGACCUCCCAACCAGGCCUGUGCAAUCCAGGGCAGUCAGCCUGACCAGCUCGUCGUCUCGGGUGCUAGCUAUAUCAAAACCGAAUUUACGUAUACUCGGUCUCACCUCUGGCGUAACUUUGGCAUCCUCAUUGCUUUCUUUCUAUUUUUCGUUACAUUGACAAUGCUGGGGAUGGAACUGCAGAAGCCUAACAAGGGAGGCAUGACAGUAACCAUGUACAAAAGGAAUGAGGCACCAUCAGCCGUUGAGGAAGCUGUCAAUGGCAAAGAAGGGCCAAGGGACAUCGAGACCGGUGAAGGAGGGACACCAACCGAUGUUGAGAAGGAGUCCACCCAAACUGAAUCUGUGAAGGGGAUUGCUAAGAAUACAUCCAUAUUUACGUGGCAGAAAGUCAACUACACAAUCCCUUACAAGGGUGGACAGAGACGCCUUCUCCAGGAUGUGCAAGGUUGUGUGAAGCCUGGCCGGCUCACUGCUUUGAUGGGUGCUUCUGGGGCAGGGAAAACUACCCUACUCAAUGCUCUAGCCCAGAGAAUCAACUUUGGCGUUGUCACUGGCGACUUUCUGGUUGAUGGAAAGCCACUACCCAAGAGCUUCCAAAGAGCUACCGGUUUUGCCGAGCAGAUGGAUAUUCAUGAACCUACCAUGACAGUUCGAGAGUCACUUCAAUUCUCCGCGCUUUUACGUCAGCCGAAGGAAGUUCCUGUGAAAGAGAAGUAUGAUUACUGCGAGAAGGUGAUCGACCUCCUUGAAAUGCGCCAAAUUGCGGGUGCAACGGUUGGAUCGACGGGCUCUGGUUUGAAUCAGGAACAGCGCAAGCGCCUGACCAUCGCCGUCGAGCUGGCCAGCAAGCCGGAACUGCUACUUUUCCUGGACGAGCCAACUUCGGGGCUGGAUUCUUUGGCUGCCUUCAAUAUCGUUCGCUUCCUUCGCAGGCUAGCGGACGCCGGUCAGGCUAUCCUGUGCACUAUCCACCAGCCUUCCGCUGUUCUAUUCGAGGAGUUUGAUGACCUGCUCCUACUUCAAAGUGGAGGGCGGGUUGUAUACAACGGCGAACUAGGACAUGAUUCGAAGAUGCUCAUUGAUUACUUUGAGAGCAAUGGCGCCAGAAAAUGCUCUCCGCACGCCAACCCUGCAGAGUACAUGCUUGAAGUCAUCGGUGCCGGAAAUCCCGACUAUAAAGGCAAGGAUUGGGGUGAUGUCUGGGCCAAUUCUCCUCAGUGCCAACAACUCACAGAGGAGAUCGAUGGCAUUAUUAGCUCUCGUCGGGACCAGUUCAAUGAGAAAGCAACGCAGGAUGACCGGGAAUAUGCUAUGCCUGUCUGGACUCAGAUCGUGACCGUGACUCGACGGUCUUUCAUUGCCUACUGGAGGACUCCCGAUUACGCUAUCGGAAAAUUCAUGCUCCAUAUAUUUACCGGCCUCUUCAACACAUUCACAUUUUGGCAUCUGGGGAACAGCUAUAUUGAUAUGCAGUCGCGUCUUUUCUCCAUCUUCAUGGUAUUGACAAUCAGCCCGCCUCUGAUUCAACAGCUGCAGCCCCGAUUCAUGCACUUCCGCAGUCUAUACGAGUCACGCGAGUCCAACUCCAAGAUCUACUCCUGGGUUGCCUUUGUGGCCAGCGCUAUCCUCCCCGAGCUGCCCUAUUCGAUCGUCGCCGGGAGUAUCUUCUUCAACUGCUGGUAUUGGGGCGUCUGGUUACCCCGUGACUCCUUCACGUCCGGCUACGUCUGGAUGCUCCUGAUGCUCUUUGAGAUGUUCUACGUCGGCUUUGGGCAGUUCAUCGCCGCCUUCUCGCCCAACGAACUUUUCGCCUCGUUGCUCGUCCCUGCCUUCUUCACCUUUGUCGUCGCCUUCUGCGGCGUCGUGGUCCCCUACCAGGCUCUGCCCCAUUUCUGGCAAUCCUGGAUGUACUGGCUCACCCCGUUCCACUACCUUCUUGAGGGGUUUCUCGGCGUCGUCACGCACAACGUCCCCGUCCGCUGUGUCCCGCGCGAGGAGGCUCGUUUUACACCCCCCGCGGGUCAGACCUGCCAGCAGUAUGCGGGUGCCUAUGCCCAGCAGGCAGGCGGGUAUGUUGAGACCGGCGCAGACGGGCUGUGUUCCUAUUGUCUCUAUUCCUCUGGUGAUAAAUUUGCAACUAGCUUCAACGUGUACUAUUCCCACAAAUGGCGCGAUUAUGGCAUCUUCUUCGGCUACGUCAUCUUCAACUUUGCCGCUGUUUUCUUCUUCUCAUGGCUCUAUCUACAUGGUAUUCGGAAUUUAAAGCAGCGGCUCAGUGCAAGGAAGACUAAGAAAGGCGUCAACAAUUGA